AAGUAUGUAUUAUUGAAAUCCUAGUGAAAUAUGUCGAACAGAAACACUCCGAGUAAACUAUCCUCGGCAUAUAAGAAACUAAAAGCUCAACAGAGAAACUCUCCAGCUAAAGCUGAGAUUGAGAAGAAGCCGUCCCAACCUAUCCGUGUUCAAUCUCCUGGUAUUGAUAGACAGGAGCGGGUUCUAGCUCCUGCUACUAGUAGAUCAGGACCAGUCGGAAGCAAUGUAAUCAUCCUUAUAUCUAGUAGUGAUGAUGAUGAAGCAGAGGAAGAAAAUGUUACCUUAAAAAAAUCUUGCGAGUCUUUAAUCGGACGAAACUCGCGGAGAAACUCAACAAUUUUGGCGGGAAAUCUAACGGUUUUAGAUUCUGAUGAAGAAGAUGAAGAUGUGUCUAGACGAGUUUCAAUCUUCACCAAUCAAUCUUAUAUCAGGAGAACUAGCAUCCAUAGCUCCAGGAAGGGGAGAGACCAGGGCAAGGAUGCUUCCAGACCUCUUCCCCUCCAGGAGAUAACAGAGGAUGAAGAGAAUGAUCUGAUAACGGAGGAUGAAACUAACUUUUACUCCUGUGAGGAGGGACAGGAUGAUCCAAUGAACCGUGGUGGUGUUCUAGAUACUUGGAUGUCCUCAGAUACUAUCAGAUCUGUUAGAAACCUGCAUCAAGAUGCUGAGAAAGAAAAAACCAGGUUGAGUGAAGACAAGAGAGUAGAUACUGAGACCGAGUCCCUGGAACUAGUUCUAAGUGAGACUACUUGCUCCGAGGUUCGGUACAAGAAUACUCCGGGUAUAAUCCUUAGCACAGGCAACCUUUCACAGAGUAUAGAGAAAACACCAACCAAUAAAUUUCCCUCAGCGCCACAAUCAAGUACGGUUAAGGCGUCUAGAUUAUUUUCAAUAAAAAAGAACACUUAUACCCGUGGAGGUGUUGGGAGGGUUAUCAUCGGUGGCAGUGACUCGGAGAGUGAUGAUGAUCAACCUCUUGUACAGAAAAAUCUUUCCUUUAACAAAUACCGGGACGGGAACAGGACGGUUAUCAACUCCGAUGACGAUCUACCGUCUCCGAACAUUAAAUUAUUAUCGGAUUCUAAAUUCCACCGAGUGAACUCCUGGUUGAGUAAUGUUUCUGAUCCAGCGAAGAGAAGGGAUAGUUGUGAUAGUUUAAUGGAUAGUACAGUAGAGGUUGAAGAGGAUGGUAGAGCAGAUAUUACUGAGGAUCUUAGCCCUGAACCUACUGGAAGCAAAGGAACAAGUAAGCACGACGGAAGUUGGAGGGAUGAAACUGAGAAUUCUCAUGAUAAUAGGUCUGAGAGUAGAAGCCACAGAAAAGCAGAAAACACAAAUGAGGGCGGUAAAAAAUCGGUUAGGAGUUCUCAUCAGAGUCAAAGUCAAGGAACAAGCAAGGCGGGCCUAAGUUCAAGGAAUGAUUCUCAAAGUCAAGCAACUAGCAAAGCGGGUGGAACCUGCAACAAUGAUUCUCAAAGUCAAGGAACUAGCAAAGCAGGUGGAACCUGGAACAAUGACUCUGAAAGUCAAGGAACUAGUAAAGCAGAAGGAAGUUGGAACUGUGACUCUGAAAGUCAAGGAACUAGUAAAGCGGGAGGAACAUGGAACUACAAUUCUCAAAGUCAAGGAACCAGUAAAGCCGGAGGAAGUUGGAACAAUGACUCUCAAAGUCAAGGAACAAGCAAAGCUGGAGGAAGUUGGAAUAAUGACUCUCAAAGUCAAGGAACAAGCAAAGCCGUAGGAAGUUGGAACAAUGACUCUCAAAGUCAAGGAACAAGUAAAGCCGGAGGAAGUUGGAACAAUGACUCUCAAAGUCAAGGAACCAGCAAAGCUGGAGGAAGCUGGAACAAUGACUCUCAAAGUCAAGGUACUGGUAAAGCGGGUGGAACCUGGAUCACUGACUCCCAAAGUCGAGGAAACAGUAAAGCUGGUGGAACCAGGAACAAUGUCUCCCAAAGUCACGGAACCAGUAAAACUAACAGAAGCUUGAUUAACGGCCCCUUAUACAAUGGAAAUAGAAAUAAAUCUAAUAGUCAAGGAAACCAUGUAAGUUCUAACAACCAAUCCAGAAGCUUUAGUGAUUCGGAUAGAUUUGUUCCUCUCACAUAUCACUCCGUGUCACGGAGUCCUAAUGGAUCUGUUAAAGGAAAAAUCGUGUAUGGUAAUGAUAGUGUGGAGUUCAAUCAAACCAUUGAGAAUCCUUUUUUUCAGAAGAAAAACAAGAACAAACCUCCGGUGUUGGGUGAGUCGACUAUACGGACAAAUAUGACGAUAGACAACUCCGUGAACGCUGUGAGAUCCUGGACCCAGGUGGAGACCACCCAAGUAUCCUCUGUAAUCUCAGAACGGAAGGAAAUGCAAGCAGAAUCAUCGAGCGAGGACGAUCUAGAAGGAUUUCUCAACAAUCUCAAGAUAUCAAGAACUGCUAAGAAGAAGGUUGUGAGUGAUGAUGAGUUUAUAGUUCCAGAUGAUGAGCUGGAUUCCAGUGAUCCUGGAACCCCGGGGCUCAGUCUAAUGGAUAGGAUCAGGAGAAGGAAGGAUGGUAUUGAAGAACCGAAAACUAAAAAGAAAACUGCCGAAAAAAAGAAAUCAAAAACUAAACCUGCUCCCAAUUAUUCUCCCAAUUCUAGCGGUGAACUCCCAUCUCCUGAGCCAGUUAAAACCAAAACCAAAAAACCCUUGAUAGACUCAGAUGAUUCUGAUUCCGACUCCCUGGUCCGAAUCAAAACCAAGAAAAGCGCCCGAAAGAAGAACGUUAUAGUGUCGGAUUCUGAGUCUAGUAUAACCGUAUCUUCCGACUCGGAAAGAUCCGUUUCUCCGACUCCAAUUAAGAGCAAGAAACCAAUUAAAAAGACAACCUCAAUCUCAGUGGGGGAACCCAAAGACAAACCUGUGAACCCGGAAGAUUUGCAUACUCCCAAACCUAAAAAAUCCACGAAAAAACUACAGCUGCAAGGAGCUGAGGUGCUAGGAACUCCCAAAACUUUAACCUUCCUCUCUUCCCUAACCAUUGAUACUCCGCGUCAUAGAUGUCACCCGGACGCUCUCAAGUAUAUUUCUGAUUUUAAAAAGAAGAAGGAAGAACUUUCCAAACGUUUAUAUCAUCUGUAUAACAAAGAAAUAUUUGAUGGAUGUUUGCCUGCUGAUAUGGAGAUUACGUGGAACGUAAGACUGACGAAAACUGCCGGACUGUGCUACUCUAAAAGAUAUAGGAACAAGUUUAAUAUUGAAGCAAGAUCAAGCAGAAUUGAACUCUCCGUUAAGGUUCUGGAUAGUGGGGACAGGUUACGUGAUACUUUGAUACAUGAGAUGUGCCACGCAGCGUCCUGGAUUAUCUCAGGAUACAGAGAUGGUCACGGACCUCUGUGGAGAACCUGGGCUGAGAAAGCAAUGAGUAGGUUCCCUGAACUCCCAGUUAUAGAUCGCUGUCACAGUUACCAGAUCAGAACCAAGUAUUCAUAUGUCUGUGAGAAGUGUGGAUAUCAGAUAGAUCGACACAGCAAGUCCCUGGACACUGAGAGGAAGGUAUGUGGUCACUGUCACGGGAAGUUCCGGCUUCUCGUGAAUACAUCAAACAAGGAGAGCUCCAGGCCUACCCCUGGUCCACCGAAGACCCCCAAUGCCUUUGCUCUGUUUGUCAAGGAAAACUACAAGGUUCACAAGAAACCAGGAGUUAAUCACAAGGAUGUUAUGUCAAUUCUCAGUCAAGAAUUUGCAAAAGUAAAACUCAAAAAUGGGAAAUAAAUCCGUCCAGGCCUUUUAAACAUGAAAUAUUUAUGAAUUAUGAAAUUUACUUAAAGUAUUCCUAUAAAAUAAUGUUUUCAAUAUUGACUACAUACAUAUUAAAACAUGUUGUGCGUUUGUUAGUAAACAUUUCUUAUGUUUAGAAAUUAAUUACCAGAUUAUUCCAGAAA
This is a messenger RNA of Eurytemora carolleeae, 3914 nucleotides long. RefSeq lists its product as uncharacterized. The coding region runs from base 31 to 3744 and encodes 1237 amino acids. The record is from RefSeq and is a predicted model, not a curated record. NCBI's taxonomy places the organism in Eukaryota, Metazoa, Arthropoda, Copepoda, Calanoida, Temoridae. The transcript is spliced from 12 exons. Gene Ontology annotation, cellular component: nucleus.